AUGACGCCACCCACGAGGAGCCCUUCGCCGCCCACACGAUCAUUCACGCCUCCUUCAGGUACCGCCGCCACCACCACCUCAGCCUCAACCCACCCAACACACCCGGCGGCUACGUCAGCAGCACGACGGUCUUCGCCACCCUCACCAGAGCUCGUCAGCAGACCCCUUCCUCCUCGUAACGCCCUCGGCUUGGUCGAGCGCGGCGGCAGCAGCAGCACCGCAACCAACAACAAGCGAAGCAAGACCGCCAUCGUGCGCAUGGGCAGGUCCAUGGGCAGGGGCCUGCGGCAGUGCUCCGGCUUCUUCAAGCCAAGGCCGGACGACCCGGAUGACGUCGACGAGGUGCCGAAGCCGGUGCAUUGGUCGGAGAACUGA
Molecule: messenger RNA, 375 nt
Organism: Lasiodiplodia theobromae
Lineage: Eukaryota; Fungi; Ascomycota; Dothideomycetes; Botryosphaeriales; Botryosphaeriaceae
Exons: 1
Coding region: 1-375 (124 amino acids)
Source: RefSeq, a predicted model, not a curated record